Chiloscyllium plagiosum (whitespotted bambooshark) is the source of this 3047-nucleotide messenger RNA. RefSeq names its product cyclin-dependent kinase inhibitor 2C (p18, inhibits CDK4) (gene cdkn2c). Gene Ontology annotation, cellular component: nucleus. The record is from RefSeq and is a predicted model, not a curated record. Gene Ontology annotation, molecular function: protein binding. NCBI's taxonomy places the organism in Eukaryota, Metazoa, Chordata, Chondrichthyes, Orectolobiformes, Hemiscylliidae.
UUCAUACUUUUGAAACACGCUUUCCAAGUUUACAUUCUUGUCGAUUCACAGCGGAAUUCUGCGCCCAAUUUAGAAGGGAUCUGUAUUCUGCGACUGCUGUACACACACAGUGAUUUGCAGGAUACCAUCUUGAAUACGAAUUGAAUUGAGCUGUGUCAGGCAUGGUUGAAUUUGCUCCUGUAGUGACAGCUGCCUGCAGUGAGCACAGCUGAGGGGACAAACACAGACCGGGCGAUUUUCGAUUGAUAGCGAUUGCAUUGGCAAAAACUGGGAUUGUGGAACAGCAUGCGUUAGACAGGUGGCCGAAAGCCGAGCAGGCUCUUAAAGUUGUAGAAGCUGAGUACCUCCCCGCCGUGCGGGCGAAGCGCCUGAAAACCCUCCAGUUCUGACACACCAAAGGCCCCGCAUAGAAACCUCUUGCUCUGACCUUCGCACACAAAAUGCAAAUCAGUGGGUUCAGAAGUGGGGUGGGCGUGGGGAUUGGCUCGUUUAACUUAGGUUGUACAAUUUAAAAAUACGUCCACUGUCCGUUAGUGGAUACCCGUCAGCACGAAUUCUAACAGAGAUGGCUUUGCAGAGGUUAAUGUGAGAGCAGAGCCCACGCUCAGAGGGCAGAAAGCUCUGAGCUCGGAUCCGCGUACAGCUCUCCACUUCCAGCUCCAGACCGUGCCUUCCAUUUCCGUUACGACGCACAGUGUGGGCGGCACUGCCAGAAGCCAAGAAGCGCUCAUUUUUAAAAUUUGAUGAUGUCAAUAAUUUUUUUCAAAACUGCUCUCAGCGAUCAGUAAUUGCGGAACCGCCAGUAUUUUCAUAAGGAGGAAAACGGUAAAGAUCUCUGCUGCAAAAGCAACUGCAGGAAUCCUGUGACUCGGUCAAAAAGGACGACUUUAAACGUGAACAUUUGCACAUUAACUGUAGCAAUAAGUUACUCUCCAGUUUUACAGGAGCACAGGAUCGCAAUGAUCAGUAGCUGCCUUCCAAGUCCGGGACGGGAGAUGCCAAAGCUGACAGACCCACUUUCUUCGAAUCAAGCGGGCUUUUUGGAAUAUUUCUGCGAUUUAAUUUAACUGAAAGAGUAAGUGGAACCAAAAAAAGGAAACCUACGAACCAGCCGGAGUUUACUGCUGAGAGCAGCCUUUCAUUUACAGUGAAGUAACAGUUGCAAAAUGGGCGGGAAAAGUGCAAAACAUUCGAAUAUUGCAUCUCUAUCGGUAUUACAGUAACUGGUUCAACUGUUACAUUUUCCGAAAUUGUUUUGACAUUUUUUCGCAAUCGUUAAGGUGAAAUACUAAAUAUCCAUGCAGUGGCUGCCAUGAUUUUAAUCGUAAUUUGAUUUUAAUGCUUUGGGGUACCAUGGCAAAAUCACUUAAAACUGUUAACUUUGAGAUAGCCAAGCUAUCAUUGGACUUGUAUCACGUGUAUUAUAUUGAUGAGAGAAAGGGGCGGACCGGGCAACGUCAUUACUAGGGAUCACACAUCAAUUACUCUAGUUUAGUAAAUACUAUACUGCAGAGCGGGACUAGAUUUUUCAUCUCCACCAUACCUGUUGGCCGUCUGUGCUUAUCGGAUUUCGGCAUUUUUGAAGGAUUAAUAAUGGAAACAGCUGAUGGAUCAGACGGUGACAAAUUAACAAGCGCCGCAGCCAAAGGAGACUCGAAAGAAGUCAACAAUUUGCUAGAAAACGGGAUGAAAGUGGGUGCAAUCAAUAAGUUUGGCAGAACUGCACUUCAGGUGAUGCAAAUGGGUCAUACUAUAAUAGCCAAGUCACUAUUGAAAGCUGGAGCUAAACCAAAUCAACAGGAUCACAGUGGAUUCACACCAGCUCAUGAUGCAGCUAGGGAAGGAUUUCUGGACACUUUGAUAACCUUAGUGGACUUUGGGGCAAACGUAAAUAUUGAAAAUUCUGAGGGUAAUUUGCCCAUCCAUCUUGCUGCACAGGAAGGUCACACCGAUGUGAUUAUAUUUUUGGCCAAAAAAUCAAACCUUACACACAAAAAUAAAAAGGGACAAACUCCCUAUGAGCUGGCUCAGAUGUACAAAAAGACGGAGGCAGUGCAAUGGAUGGAACAAAAUUUAUAGUAGAAACGUAUUAAGGGAGUGUAGUCUUGUGUAUUUAUUGUAUGUGUCAGCUAACAUGUGUAGAUUUGUUUAUCAGUUUCCAACGUUUGUAUUUCCAUAUAAAUAGUCUUUUAUUUUCUAGUCUGUGUUUAAUGUGUGUAUGUAUGUGUUGGCAAGAGUGGCGCUGUGGGGACUGGUACUGAAUGCUUUUUAAAAACGUUUAUAUUUUUCAUGACACCGUGUUAAAUUCGCUUUGUAUGUUGCAAAUUAGUAUUAAAAUUAAAUCUGGCAAGUGUUAUUGCUUAGUGUUCCAUUGGUGCACAAGAUACCGUGUAUUAAGAACAUUGUUUAAUGACGCAAUGCACCAUAUUUGACUUUUUAUUACAUUAAGCAAUGAAGCUAACACGAAGGGUAAUUUCCAAUUAGUCGUUUGAGAUUAUGUCCUGUGUCUUUAUGCAGCUGUUGAAAGUUUGCCCUUCGUGGGAAACAGGGAUGCGUUCAUAUUCAUAUAACCACGCUGUUUCCAUAUACUUACUGUUUUGUUUCAAUGAAUUUGUUUAACUUUUAUUUUAAUAGACUGGUAUGGAAACAUUGCUUCCUGUCUUCCUACGUGAAAAACAGACAUAUGUAGUUUAUAAACAUAAUUUAAUAGGUUUUGAUUCUUUUAAUGAAAUUAAAUUAAGCUUUUCAUUUACUCGAUGUAUAUAUUGCAUUGCUUUCGUGGUGUUGAAAUGUAUCAAAUAGAUUAUAUAAUUUAUAAACGGUUUAACUGUUCUUUUGUUCCAAUAAAUACUUUCUUGUAAUUAUUAAAAAUGUAUUUAUUUUAAUGCUGUGAAUGGCGUUGCGUUUCGUGAAUUAAUUUAUUAUCGUGGUAGUUAACAUAAAAGAUACAAUUUAACAUUUGGCUUCCUCUACAAACCGCAUCGUGUAAUAAUUGGUGUUUUAUAACAGAUCUGAAUAAUACAGCGUGUCAUUCAAAAAGAAUUGUG